AUGAUGGGGUUCAGAUACCAUCUCCUCCAAGCAAGCCUCCUGGUUGCCCUGGUAUUCGCACAAGAGCAAGUGAUAUUCAAUAAUUCACACCCAUCAUGGAACAAGCAGUCUCUGGCGGACGCGUCGUCGCAGCUCAAGGGCGUAAUCUUGGCAGGAAAGCAUGAAGGAGAGAAGUGGACGCAUGUUGGAAAGGAGUACAUCAAGGAGAGUGGGUUCUUAUAUGAACUCGUUUCGCAUCCGAAGUUCGACGAUUAUCAGCUACGCGUCACUGAGCCCAAGCUUUGCGAUCCUUCGGUCCAGCAAUAUUCGGGCUACCUUGACAUAGCUGAGGGAAAGCAUCUCUUUUUCUGGUUCUUCGAAGCGCGUAAUUCUCCGAAGACGGCACCACUUAUCUUAUGGCUGAAUGGAGGUCCUGGCGGUAGCUCCACCACUGGACUGUUGCUUGAACUAGGGCCAUGCUCGAUCGCCGACUCUGGUCGCAACACGACCUACAACCCCAAUAGCUGGAACACCGACGCCAACAUCAUCUUCCUCGAUCAACCGGUCAACGUCGGCUUCUCCUAUGCCGACGAUGGGCCCACAGUGGACAACAGCCCCGCAGCUGGGAAAGAUGUCUAUGCAUUCCUUGAAUUAUUCCUGUACCAGUUCCCGGAGUAUGCGAAUCUGCCAUUCCAUCUUGCCGCGGAAAGCUAUGGCGGCACGUAUGCCCCAAAUAUUGCUAGGGUAAUCCACGAACAGAAUAAGCAGCUCAGUCACGCGCGUGUCACUGAGGGUGUGCGACGGAUCAACCUUGCAUCGAUUAUCCUAGCGAACGGCCUCACGGACCCGUAUACUCAGAUGGGUUCUGUCGCGGACUACCUGUGCGACGGGCCAUAUCCUGUGUACAGCGACCCCAAUGGGCCUGAAUGCCAGUCUCUCCGAUCGAAGAUCCCAACCUGUCAACGUCUUAUCAAGAGCUGCUACCAGUUCAAUUCGAGGUUCACCUGUGUCCCUGCUCAAUUAUACUGCAACACGCAGCUCUUUGCUCCCUUAAUGAAAUCUGGACUUAAUCCUUAUGACGUUCGUGCCAAGUGUGACCGCUCGAAGGACGGGCAACUUUGCUACAGACAAAUGGACUGGAUUGAAAGAUACAUGAACGAGCCUGUGGUCAAGGUCGAACUCGGUGUCCACCCAUCUCUUCGAUACGAGACGUACAGCAAGGAAGUCAACCAGGCAUUCACUAGACGAGGCGACGGCAUGCACAAUAGUGCCCUUCUCUUGACGGAUCUCGUCAAUGACGGAGUGAGGCUCCUUGUCUACGCAGGCAACGCUGACGCCAUGUGCAACUUUAUUGGUAAUGAAAGAUGGGUUGAGUUGCUGGAUAGUAAAUUCAAUAGCGAAUUCGCCGCCACGAAGCCAGUUCCAUGGAUCUUAAAGUCUACCGGAAAGCAGGCCGGCGAGGCGAGGAGUGCAGGCGGUUCUGGCUUUACCGCAGGUAACGUAACCUUCGUGACCGUAUUUGAAGCAGGGCAUAUGGUCCCAUAUGAUCAAGCCGAAGCCGCCCUGGAUUUAAUCACUCGCUGGACGACGAACGUUCCAUUGAGUCUUCAUUAA
Molecule: messenger RNA, 1593 nt
Organism: Pleurotus ostreatus (oyster mushroom)
Lineage: Eukaryota; Fungi; Basidiomycota; Agaricomycetes; Agaricales; Pleurotaceae
Exons: 8
Coding region: 1-1593 (530 amino acids)
Biological process (GO): proteolysis
Cellular component (GO): fungal-type vacuole
Molecular function (GO): serine-type carboxypeptidase activity
Source: RefSeq, a predicted model, not a curated record